Messenger RNA from Syngnathus typhle (broad-nosed pipefish), 1134 nucleotides. RefSeq lists its product as uncharacterized. Bases 32 to 1027 code for a protein of 331 amino acids. The record is from RefSeq and is a predicted model, not a curated record. Gene Ontology annotation, biological process: cell division; mitotic sister chromatid segregation. The transcript is spliced from 11 exons. Lineage: Eukaryota; Metazoa; Chordata; Actinopteri; Syngnathiformes; Syngnathidae. Gene Ontology annotation, cellular component: MIS12/MIND type complex.
CGAUGUCAAGAAAACAGUUUGAAAAAUAAAAAUGGCGGAAGAAACAUCGUCCACGGACCGAGACAGUUGCGGUUCUGUCGCCGGUGUGGAAGCCAAAAACGACGUCAAGCUGUCACCCAAACGGUGUUCGUCGCCCAGUGCUCCAGAUGGCGCCCCUCCACAGAAAUCACCCCGGGUUGAAACACGGACCCCCCAUGGCGGAGAGCAUUUGGACACAGAUAGGCUGGAAAAGGCGUCUGGAAGCAAGAAGGAACCCGAAUCUUGUCCGCCUGCAAACGCCACUGCUCGGAGGAAAUCGUGGAGGAGAGCCACCUUGUCAAGGCGCUCCUUGUCCGCACUUGCCAACCCGUAUCAAAAUUUGUGCAAGAGCAUCAGCACAUCCUUAUCACAACAAGAGAGGUUGAGUAUGUUGAUGGAAUCUGCAAUGAAGCUGGCCACAGAUAGACUUCAGAAUUCGCUCCAGUCGGUGCCAAAUUCCUCACAGGAGUCUUUUCAGAAACAAGUUAAGAGCUUGAAGAAAAAGUGCAAAGCUGUGGCCAAAAGCAUAAGCAACGAACAACAGACUGAAAGGGUUGGUGAGUUUGGAGUGCGGACUGCUCUGAUGAUGGAAAAUACUAUCGACAGGAUUCAAGCUGAAAGCCAAUCAUGGGAAGCACUCGCACGCAAACACCGGAGUAAAGCAGAAGAAUUAGAAAGCAAACUGGCUCUGGGUCAAAAGAAAGCCAUCUCAUCAGACCACACAUGUAUGGUCCAGUCUUCACAGCACCAGUUGAUUCGGAGUAAACCUGACUACCAUGACCUCCUCCACAGACAACAGUCCACGCUGCGCACGAUGGCAACUCUUGUCAUGGAUGCUCAGUGUAAGCUCACACGAGAGCUUCAGUCAGUCAAGGAGCUGUCACAAGUGGUGGUGAAAGAGACCAGCAGCCGAUUGGCGGCCGAAGCAGGAUUUCACGAUCUGUCUCCCAUCGUCAUUGAGGACAUAAUCAGUGCACCUUUUAUGUCCGCAAGCACACAGUUACAUUAAAUAGACUGGUUUUAUGAGUUGUAUAUAAUGGAAGACAAAUAUCUGUUUUCGUACCGCAUGUUUUAUUUUACUGUACAAUACUAAAAUUUUACACUUGUUCAUAUUAA